This is a messenger RNA of Venustampulla echinocandica, 606 nucleotides long. RefSeq lists its product as uncharacterized. The transcript has 2 exons. Lineage: Eukaryota; Fungi; Ascomycota; Leotiomycetes; Helotiales; Pleuroascaceae. Bases 1 to 606 code for a protein of 201 amino acids. The record is from RefSeq and is a predicted model, not a curated record.
AUGCAGGCACUGCCAGGCUGCAUCUUUGCAGAUUCUGCACUGCGCAAUUCUAGAGCCGAGGAUGAGAUGAGAGCUUGGAGAGGAGCUAUGCCCGUGCCAGCCAGCCGUCCAUCAUUUAUGGUCACGGUCAUGAUUAUCAGCAGCAGCAGAGCGGCGCCUGAUCCCCAUGCCCAACCGGCCCCCCAACGCGAAGAGGGCGACUAUUAUUUUCGUAGACCAGUAGACACUCGAGCACUUGGAGCACAGUCGACGCCGAGACAGUCCAGGGACAUCUCCAGUGUGGCACUGUACCACCUCCUCCGGCCAAUUACUUGGGGUACCUUCAUUCUUGUUGCGCGAGUUAGAGCCGUAGAGGAGAGGAGGACAGGAGAUGAGCCACCCGGGUGUUUUUGCUUUCUCACAAGUGUGUCGAGGCCGGACCUGCGCGAUCCUCAGACGGCGUUCCAUGCCAGAGCGCGGGGAGGCCUAGAAGAAGUGGCUGCUAUGGCAUCGUGGGUUUGGGGCCCAUCCUAUCCCAUGCCAUCCCUUCCCCAAGCUGAGCCGGUGGCAACAAGCUCCGUUCUCGUGUUGGCGUAUCAGAAACAGAAGCCUCUCCGUGAGCAAUAG